AUGAAAUAAUAAUAUAGUGUCAUAUUACCAAUUAAUGCUGAAGUAAACUUUUUGGGCAUCCUAUUUAGAGUUUCUAAAAGGGAAGCAAAUUUGUAGACUAUUUGAUUGACUUCGAUCUGAGUAAGCAAAAUUAGCAAAAGGUUGAAUUGGUCUCGUAAGUAUGAACUCGGUAUAAUUAGUCACCCGUUGUCAAAAUGUACAUCCUCUCCAAUUAUUUGCCAGAGUUUAUGGUGCAAUUGACAAAUUAGAAGUAGAUUCAAAUACAGGAGCGCAAGACCUCAUUUGAAAAUUGUGAAUAGAGAAUAUUUAAUGUUGUUCAAUUUUCAGGAAUUGAGGUUGCCAUAAUUGCUAAAGUAAGUCCGAGUCCAAAUAGAGCUGCUUAAGUGAUUGAUGUGGUUGCAGAAGAAUUGGAUUACUUUAAGGGAUAUGAAAAAGAUGUCGAGAGAAAAUUGCGAGACAACUUUGGCAUUUUGGAGAAGAGCAAUUGGUAACGAUUCUGUCCCAAUAUUGUUGCGAUUAAUUUGAAUGUUGAAAUCAAUAUCUAUCAAUAUGGUGACGAGUCAAAUGUAAUUGCAUAAUUCUUAACAGAAAUAACAAGAAAAUACAUAUUGUAUUUCUACAAGUCUAUGCUACUCACCUACAAUGUUUGGUAAAGCAUGAACGACUCUGAAUUGUUUAAAAUGAAUAAAUCAGUUCUAUUGCAAUAAUAAGAAGUCAAAUUGAAUCUGUAUCAAUAAAUAACUUCUCUCAAAGAUUUGUAAAAGACCUCAUUUAAAGAGUAAUUUAUUAUCAUCAACACCUAGAUUAAAGAAGAAAUACUUUAAACACUAUUCUAAUCUAUCUUAAUCCACUUUUUCCACUCCUGCCAAACAAUCUUAAAUCAGUCUCACAAGUUCCUAAACUCCCACCAGACCUCCUCAAUUGUAGAGAAAAAAAGCAGGAAUGAUCUUGAAAAGAGGAGAUGGACCCUUAGACUACAAUUGGAAUCAAAGGUAUCUGGUCUUGGAUGGAUAAACACUGAUAUAUUUCAAAGAUAGAAAUGACAAGGUACCAAGAGGUGCCAUAAAUCUAAGGGAAGCCUAUAUAUCCCCUAUGUCAACUUUGGAUGACAGAGAACAUUGCUUUUAUAUUGAAGUGGAAGCUUAGAAUAAUAAGCAAUUCUACUUCAGUGGUGAAACUUUGGAUGAAACUGAAUAAUGGCGCGAUUAGAUCUCCAAUGCCACAACGGCAGUCGUGUAAACAGAAAAAAGACCUUCUUUUGUUGUUACAAAUACUUAUUUAUUGACUGACACUCUCCCUUCAGAAUUAUCCAAAUAUAAAAUAUUGACUAUGCUUGAUGAUCUAUAAUAACAAUGGUAAUUUCGCAAGUUUAGAAAUGGAGUCAAAAUAUACGAACAUCCAAUCUCGAAUAAAAAUACUAAGAAUUGGAAACUUUAUACUAUUCUAUCACUUGCUUUCUGCAUUGGUGUCUAUUUAAAACCUAAUUGGAUACCAUUUUUUAUGGCUUUUUUGGUUGCUUUCUUAUCUGCCUUUUACUUUAAAAGUUAAAAAGCUUAGAGCAUACGUGUUUAUGGCAGGAUGGUUUGUGAUGUGGAUUCAGCAAAGGCAUUUAGAAUUAUUAAGAAUUUUAAGUUUAAAAAGGUUCUGGAUAACAAUUUUGUUUAAAUUAAUAAAAUACAUGAUAAUAACGAAGCAGAAUUUACUGUAAGUUUCUUAAUUUAAAUUAGAAAAGAGCUAAGGUGCAUUUUAUAAUACAUCCCAUACGAUAAAAAUAAGUAGUGUCAAAACCAGUCAUAAUCCAAAUGAACUUACUGAGAUAUCGAUUCAUAAUAAACAAUGGCAGUUCAUUCAUUGUUGACAUCCUGACCAGUGAAAACAAUAAGUUCAAUAUGUUUGAAGCAUACGAAAUUCAAAGAAUUCCCAAGGUCUCAGGCAAAGGACUAGUCAAUUAUUACUGCGAGAUCACUUGUUCCAGGAUAACAACUGAAUUGGUAAAUAGUAUCAUUAAUUAAGUUAGGAAAAAUACUUAUACAAUAAAACAGAGAAUUUAAGUUUGAUUUCAUAAACUAUAGAUGAGUAGAGAUUUCAUCAAUUUCAACAGUCAAUCGUAAGCGAGUUGUCCUCGGCUUACAUUAGACAGAAAUCAAAGUCUAUUGUAGGCUUUGACGAAUAAAUAAGUUCUAUCACAUAGUUGAAGAAUGGUUAGCAAAUAACAAGUAGGAGAUUGGAAGAAAGAGUCCCAGGAUAUAGAAGAUUUAAGGAGGGAGGGAUUGAAUGUUUCAACAAGGAAGAAAUUAAGGCAUAAGAUGGAUUGGUAUUAGAUUUAAUGAGAUCGGCAGGUAGAUAACUAUUUGAAGGUCGAAAUAUCAUCUCAUUCUCACUUCCUGUUCGUAUUUUUGAACCUAGAUCUAUGAUUGAAAGGAUAUGCGAAUACUGGGGGUUUAUGCCUAUCUACAUGGAGUAUGCUUUAGGAUAGCAGGACGAGAAAGAGAGGUUUAAGCUUGUUGUCACAAUGAUUAUAGCUGGACUAUACAAUGGUGGCAGACAAAAGAAACCAUUUAACCCUAUUUUAGGUGAAACUUUCUAAGGUUAAUGGUAAGAUGGAUCAUCAAUAUCAAUUGAACAUACUAGUCAUCAUCCUCCCAUUUCACAUUUUUACAUAGAACAUUUUAGGAAGAAAUAUAGAUUUUAUGGUCACUUUGAAUAUUAGGCUGCGUUAAGAUAUAAUGCAGUCAUUGGACAUUAGGUUGGGGAGAAUGUUGUUGAAUUUAGUGAUGGUCAAAGAAUUACAUUUAGUAUGCCACCAGUUAAAGUCAGUGGUUUAAUUUAUGGUGCUAGAUUGUUGGAAUGGUAUGGAAGUAUCAAGUUCGUUGAUUAGAAGAAUAACAUAGUUUGUGAUAUUAAAUUUUCUGAGGGAGCAGGUAUGUUUAUUGGAAGAAGUUCAAAACCAACUGAUUACUUUGAGUAUUCUAUUUAUAUAUACAUUUUAGGGGAACUUUGUUUUAGCAUAAUAGAGUAAUAUCUAAAGUCGAAGGCUCUUGGCUGGAAUCAAUUAGUUGGGAUGGAAUCAAAUAUUGGGAUUUGGAAAAGAUAGAUCCAGCCUAUGUCAGUAAAAUUGAAUCUCCCUUGCCUAGUGAUUGCAGAUUCAGAACAGAUCUUAUUGAACUAUAAAAUAAUAAUUUAGAUGCAGCAUAAGAGUAUAAGCAUUAAAACUAAACUCUAGGGAAAAGACUAGACUUGAAAUCAUUUAGAGAAGAGACAGAAAACUAAGGCAAGAUCAUAAAAGCAGCAAAUCAAAAUGA
This is a messenger RNA of Paramecium octaurelia, 3302 nucleotides long. NCBI's taxonomy places the organism in Eukaryota, Ciliophora, Oligohymenophorea, Peniculida, Parameciidae. The record is from the annotation of a GenBank genome assembly.